UGAGCAGUUUGCAAUAGCGCCAGAUAAACGUAACGGCUUCAGAACACAACAGGAAGGAUGCGGUGCGUGGCGUGAGGUGACAGCUUAUUUUGCAAAUACGAGGAAUACAUUUUUGCCAAGCUUCAAAAACGAGUGUGAAAUUUCAUAGUAACCAAAAGUGUACCUUUUUCUUUCGGGUUGGAUAGUUUAUUUGUUUUACACAUAUACUGUUGUAGCCUAUUGGUCCACUUACUGAACCCUGGACAUACUAUCAAUACCGUCUUUGUGUUGGGUGGAUGGAGAGCUGGGUGGCCCACCUCGGGUUUGGAAUUUGAGGUCGAGGACAUCCUUUCCCCAGGAAGGAAACUCCAGGAAUUCGUAAAUGUGUCAUCACCUGCACCAGAUCCCAGCUCUUCGCUUGAAACCGUCGACCUGUCUCUGACCCUUCUUCUAAGCCUCACUGGAUUGGACGGUCAUUGUUUUUUUGUGUUGACCCUGACUGAGAGUUCCCACGCACGGCGACCAUGCCCAUCCUGAAGCAGCUGGUGGCGGGCUCGUCGCAGACCAAGCGGCGCACCCGCGCGGAGCUCACCACCGAGAUGAUCAGCGCCCCGCUGGGCGACUUCCGCCACACCAUGCACGUGGGCCGCAGCGGCGAGGCGUUCGGGGACACGUCCUUCCUGAGCAGCCGCUCGGGCGAGCCCCCCCGCGAGCCGCCCGCCGCCGCCGCCAUCCUCCCGCGCUCGCCCAAGCCGGGCCUGCUCACCCGCACCUUCCGCAGCAGCAAGCGCUCGCAGUCCGUCAACCGCGUGGACCAGCGAGGCGACACGCUGCUGCCGCCGGGCGGAUCGCCGACCGUGGUCAAGAACGCCCUGUCCCUGCCGUUCCUCAACGACGAGAGUGACGGCGAGGGAGGAGGAGGAGGUCGAGGUGAUCGAGGCACAAAUAGAGACUCAUCCGGGAGUGCCAGAACAUCAACAGCCACAGCUGCCACAACAGCCACAACAGCGAUACGAGCUAGAAGAGCCCGAAGACGUACACGAAGACGUAAACAACCAUCACGAUCAGGUCCCUCCCAGACCACCAAGCUCAGUAGACCAGGACAUCCAGAUGGAUGCUCCCUGCACCCCCGAGCUUCAGCCCAAGGACCUCCAGAACACAGACAGUUGCUCCAUGUCCAGCUCUGGCUCUGCAGCCCUAGAGGAGAAGCCACCGAGCCAGCUGCUGGAGGUGGAGGUGGAGGUGGAGGCACCAGGCGCCACCCGCUACAGCCCACCUCCACCUGUGGAGGAGGGAGAGUUCUCAUCAUUCAUAGAGGAUGAGGACGACGAAAUACGUCUGUAAAGCUUCGUAAAGUGACUGGGUGUUUUUAGAGACACAAGACACAGAGAUUAUGACUCGGACCUUUUGACAUGUGUCCUGUGGUACAACUUCAGUGACAACGUGUCGAAUAUAACUUAACUACUGUUUCCUUGAGGAGUUUCUUAGUAUAUCAAAUCCAGAGUACCAUCCGCGAUGCGUGGCUCCUUCCGAUUCCUUUACUCCGGGAGAGGAAUCAGAGCGACAGCUCCCGCUCACCCAAGAGUGUCACAUGGCACGACCAUCUGUCUCACUUGCCUCAACACGUCAUCUGACAACCCAAAUGAGGCACGCAACACGACUGGAUUAUAACCAAAAUUCUUCCUGGAUUGCACUGAUACCUCCAUGAGGAGAGUAAAUGCUACAUCAAUGUUUAAGAGACGUCAAGGGCUUUUCUUCAUAAACCAAUGUCGUGAGGCUGUGUCUGGCCACAUCCUCUGCAGAUUGCAUGUGGGGAAACCCACAGUUUGAAUAUACCCCUGGCCCUGUACAUCCCGCCAUGCCAAUGUGGGUGGACUCCAUUUACCCUGCCAUCUGUAUCUGUAGUCUGCCGUCAACCGACUGCUAUGUCUCCUGCAAACAGUUCUGUUUCUCUUCACCUCAUCAGCAGUGCUCUAGCCGAGGGCAGUGUUUGGUCUGUUCAGGGGGGCCUGAUUGUCAGGAUUGUUCUGGACGAGAGGCAGUCUGUGUAGUAAAUCAGUGGUGGAUGAAUAGAACAAACAGCCUCACUCACAUCCACCGCAUCCCUGUCUGCCUCUUUAGGUCUGGUGCCUGGGCCAAGGCCAGGAAAAGUGGAUGGUAUCUCGGUUCAGAGGUCACACGUCUGUUUAUCUAACACAGUGCAGAGGCACAGACUAGGGGACGUGAGCGAGGCAUAAUUUACCCAGCACCCUCCCUGAGCUGACUCCCGAAGGGCGUGGUAGCUGACAAGAGUUAUGACUGAUUUUCCUGUGAUCAUCUUAGGGCAGUGGGGUGUAACGCCUUGUGAAAGUUGGAGCAUUUAAGUCGGCGACUGGCCGCUCCCUACCUCCAUCCUGCUGCUGACUGUUAGGUAGGAGGAAUUAAUGGCCGGUUUUAUUUUACAUCGAUCACUCUAUUCUGUUCUGUUUCUUUUGAACACCUUGAAUCGCGAUGUGUGUGCUUGUCGUGCAGCCUGUGGAUACACUCUCUCGUUUCUUGCCACUUCCUUCCUGUCGUCAUGUGACCUACAUGCUAAUCUGCAGAACGCUUAGCAGUGCAAGGCAGAAUCCCUCAUGAACAUUUCAAAUCCCUAUUCAAUGUACAUUUCCAACAAGACACUGCAGGAUGAAGCUGAAUGCGGUAGUAGACAGUUAUGAUGUCAGCAAGACAGCAAGUGUUCACGUUUAUUGGUUGUCUCGUGUGAGAAUUGAGAAUUGCAGAUCUACAAGUGCAUUAAGCAAUCUGGCCGAGGCCGGAUGUUGUGUUUCUUGCUGCAAGGCCAUUGCUGAGGUUGAAUGGUUUGGAAACUGGACCUCAUGAGUCUGGGGAAACUUGAGACAUCACACACAUGGACACGUACACAUACAUACAUGCACAUGCACAUGCACACGUACACACACACACACACACACACACACACACACACACACAAAAGUUCAAAAAGACAAACACUAACUUUUUUGUUUUCUAACAGGAGAGUUGAAUAGAUUUUAGACUGAGUCAUCCAUAACCACCAAGGAGAUACUCCCCAGCCCAGUGCCUAACCUGUCAAGGUUGUCUUUCCUUAUUGGAAACAGAAAGCAUCCGAGACCCUUUUUUUUUUUUUUUUUUUUUAACCCUGUAGGCCUUGUAAGUAUUUAAUGGCACAGACUCUCUCCCAGGUGGUUGUGUGAGGUAUACUACCCAGGCAGGAAGGGCAUUAUCCGUUAGUCCCAUAAGCCUUAAGUAGGAAUGACAAAUGUGCCAAAAGUAAUCAAGUAUUUCCUCCUAAACUUCUGUGGCCACUGAAUUUAAUUAAAUGGAGGCCCGUCAAGGUUGUACUGCCCUGUUUUAUUUGUUCAUUUUGAUAUUUAUUGCCAAUGCCUGUUAACUCGAAAUCCAUUUGGCACAUGCAAAUGGCAGCACUAAAGAGGAGGAUGUUGAAUCACUUCAUGGUGUUCACUGCCAGACAGCAUGAGCCACCUAGUUAAGAAAGUUCAAAGAUUGUUUACACAAGACUCUUCAGAUGUGGUUAAACUGUCUUUUUGUGACGGGUGGUCGCAAACCACUGUAAGCAUGUUAAUUUAGCGGGCCUGGCUCUGUGAACAACGUGUGACACCCUGAUAUGUCCAAAAGUCAAUAUGCAAACUUUUCUAGGACUGACUGAGAUGUUUGUGGUGAGAAGUUUCCCCUUUUCUGUGUAUUUAUAUACUAUCACCACUGUCAUAACUUUGCUCCUCUCUGUGUGGCAAUUAUUGUAUAUUCACAUGCUCUCUCCCCUUUCUUGCCAAUAACUGCUAUAUUUUUCAAUAAAAGAACCAGUGGUCCUCA
Sardina pilchardus (European sardine) is the source of this 3828-nucleotide messenger RNA. It is a transcript of the gene cdc42ep4a, whose product is annotated as CDC42 effector protein (Rho GTPase binding) 4a. Gene Ontology annotation, biological process: positive regulation of actin filament polymerization; regulation of cell shape; positive regulation of pseudopodium assembly. The record is from RefSeq and is a predicted model, not a curated record. Gene Ontology annotation, molecular function: small GTPase binding. Gene Ontology annotation, cellular component: membrane; cytoplasm. Lineage: Eukaryota; Metazoa; Chordata; Actinopteri; Clupeiformes; Clupeidae.